This is a messenger RNA of Aspergillus steynii IBT 23096, 2420 nucleotides long. RefSeq lists its product as uncharacterized. Gene Ontology annotation, biological process: DNA-templated transcription; positive regulation of transcription by RNA polymerase II. Lineage: Eukaryota; Fungi; Ascomycota; Eurotiomycetes; Eurotiales; Aspergillaceae. The record is from RefSeq and is a predicted model, not a curated record. Gene Ontology annotation, molecular function: DNA-binding transcription factor activity, RNA polymerase II-specific; zinc ion binding; sequence-specific DNA binding. Bases 128 to 2353 code for a protein of 741 amino acids. The transcript has 2 exons. Gene Ontology annotation, cellular component: nucleus.
GUCGAAGCCAUCGCAGGGAGGGCGUUUCGAGCCCCGAGCCAAUCAUUUUGCAUGAGAGAAUGAAUGAGAAUGCUCAGUCUAUCCGGAAUUUUGUCAAUCUAAGCCACACUCCCCCACCGAGUGCCCGAUGACCAGCAGGGCGGAAAUGACACCGGACGAAACGCCUGCGCGGAAACUCCGCAAGGUGACUCGCGCGUGUGACAGCUGCAAGGCAAAGAAGAAAGCCUGCACGGGCAACAUUCCUUGUGGGCCUUGCUCCCGGCGACAUCUACAAUGCACCUAUGAAACGGCCUACAAUCGUGGUGUCGCUGCCAGCCCUCCGCCUUCUGAGGUGAGACCACAACAUUCCACACGCGACCAUGUCUCCUCCACGGCGUCCACCACUCCCCAGGGCACUGCGCCCGCCGUUUGGGAUCGUCCCUCAAGUCCCUUGGUAUCCCCGCCUUCCGUAUCGGAGCGGAGUGAGGAGCCUUUAAUCGAGAGCUCCGAUCGAAGAGGAGACGCACAUGUGGCCGGCCAAUAUUGGGGACCCACUUCGGCACAUUCUUUUUUGGGAAGAGUGGUGCAGGAUCUGGAUACUAAUAGCUCGAGGUCGGUCGCGCAAAAUCGAGAUCAGGUUCAGUCGUCAAACGUGUCGAUUUUCUCCUUCGGGGACCGCAUCGUGCCUGAGGUCCGGCUAGCCGAUUUCCGAUGGCCCAGUCGGGUCGUUGCAGAUCGGUUGGUGUUUCGAUACUUUGAAUUUGCUGCCCCGACAUAUCGGAUACUUCAUCAGCCUACCGUCGAAGAUCUAUUGGAUCGGCUGUAUCGCGACGUGCCUGAACAUGAAUUACCGACCUGGAAUGUCCUCGAAUCGGCACCCCAAGCCAUUUUGCUAAUGGUAUUCACAACGGCGAAUAUGUUUCAGGCUGAUGAGGACGGGCGAAUAAGAGAUGCAGACGAACGCGGCUGGGAAACGAGCGAGCUUUAUUACACUCAGGCAAACCACUUGCUCUCGCGCGAAACCGGUGAACCUAGCCUAGCCUCUGUCCAAGCGCGCUUCCUGAUGGUCUUAUACUUUUUAUGCACGUCACGAGCGCGUAAAGCGUGGUUUACAUUCGGCACGACGGUACAACUGAUGAUGGCGCUCGGUAUGCACAGUAAGCGACCGAGAAGAUCAGCCGAGAAAGAGGAUCUAGUACAAAAGGAAUGCCGACGUCGGGUGGUUUGGUGCUCGUAUACACUGGACAAAUACCUGAGUGUUAUUCUGGGCCGCCCACGCCUCUGGCAGGACGAUGAUAUAGACGAGGAGUUGCCGACGCGGAUAAACGACCAGGAUUUAACCAGCCACGAGUCACGAACAUCGAGGCGAGAUUGCCUGAUGGAUGCCCCGGUAUUCCAUACCAAGCUUGCCCAGAUUCUUACUCAAGCGGCCAGGGCGCCAUAUGUGGUGACAGGAAUCUCUAGCAGGGAGCAGAUCGGUACGAUCCAAAUCCUGUGCGGACUAGUCGGAGACUGGCAAAGGGAAUUACCUCCGUUUCUAUCAGGUGCUAUUCAACCGAGUACACUGAUCCCGGUGUUUCGACGACAAUUGACCGUACUACAACUGGCUCGUUACCAUGCACUCAUGUUCAUCACACGGCCUCUACUGCUGCGAAACUAUGGGCGAAUGUGGCCUGAUUGCGAGCCCAGCUAUCAGCAUUAUCUUAACGUUUGUCUGGCAGCUGCGCGGGAUGCCAUAGAAAUGAUUCUAUCCUUCGUCUGUGAAAACCAGUUCUUUCCCGCGUUCUGGUAUUCCCAGUACAUCGCAUUUAAUGCUCUAUCGAUCAUGUACCUUUAUCUCAUCCAAGUCCAAAGAGGAAGUAUACCUCCGGCCACUCACCGCAUCGUUUCAACCCCGGGUAGUACGUAUGAUUGUGCGCUCGAGGAGCCUGCCCUUUAUCAGCUCUCGGAAACAGCACAGGAACAUCUUGCUCAUGCUACUGCUCGGAAUGCACCUUCCUGGAAAUACAGCGCGAUUUUGCAGGGGCUUCGACGUGAACUUACCCGACUGGGGCCGUCUAUACUUGAUCUGAAUUGCGCUGGUCUCGAACAAGCAGAUAGUCGGCCUGGAAUGAACCAUCAGCCUAAUCCUUCGACUGUCCAUCACAGCCGUUUGAACCACCCGCAUAAUAGUCUGGAUGCUGUUACAAUAGAAAACCUCACAGGAUCCCAUGGGACAUCAACAAUGCUGCCUCGGCCAAACCGACUGGACGAGUCAUUUACGCUUGAUGCGGGCACCGAAUCUCUGUUUGAUAAUUUCGCGAUCGGUGAAGAUUUGAACCUUGACUUCUGGCCUCAGCUUGACAGUCUACCAAGUAAUGUUCUAGGAUAUUAGAGAAGAGCGUUGAAACAAAAAUGCGACGUGCAAUGCUUCACGCUAUAUAAUUAUCUAUCAAUCUUCC